Molecule: messenger RNA, 1380 nt
Organism: Alosa sapidissima (American shad)
Lineage: Eukaryota; Metazoa; Chordata; Actinopteri; Clupeiformes; Clupeidae
Exons: 4
Coding region: 1-1128 (375 amino acids)
Source: RefSeq, a predicted model, not a curated record
AUGGACCAGAGGGGCGCUCCUGGGUUCCCUCUAGACACAUCAUGGACCCUGGUCUCAUACGGGACUUCCACACCGCUCACCCUGAUCGACCUGAGCCGGCAGGAGCUGGCCGUCAGAGGGGGGAAAUACUCUGAUGACUCUGCAGUUGUAGGGUGUGUGAAGGAUGGGGAGGAUACUGAGUAUAGAGAACUGGUGAACAGCUUUGUGGCAUGGUGUGGAAACAACCACCUACUCUUAAAUGUGGCCAAGACCAAAGAGAUGCAACAAAAUUGGAAAAAUACCGUGUACACAAAAUACAGCGAGUUCAUCUUCCUUAAGGCUGAGGUCGAGCUGAGUCAGAGCAUCAACAAGCCCAAACAACUUGCUUGGGUGAUGACGAGGCCGAUUGGUAUAAUCGAAACAGUCGGCUGUUCAUGCAUUGCAGGGCUAGGAAAAUCUUGUAGCCAUGCAGCAGCUGUCAUUUGGAAGGUCCAGAAUGCAGUGGUUAGUGGAAAGACAGGGCUUGCAUGUACUGACACACAGCGGAGAUGGAAUGAAGGAACAUCCAAGAACCUUCAGCCCAAGCGUCUGAGCCAGAUACAUUUUAGGCACCACAAGGCAGAGGAUGAGUAUGAGGAAGAGACUAGGGCAGUUGGCAAUCAGCUCCCAAACACACCACAGUAUCAGUCCCACAAAGACUUUAGAGAGAGUGUGGACAAAUCUCUAACAAAACCUCUAUUUCUUCUCAAGAAUACACUACUGGAAAAGUGUUACAAUGCCACUCCAUCAGCAGAACAGCAGGGGAGAUCAAAAGAACAGGGAACCAUCAAUGAUUUAACAUUUUUGUCACAUCAAAAUCAUGACAGUGAUCUAAGUUGUGUGAAAUACCAAAAAUUCUACCAGGCUUAUGUUAAUAUGGAUGGCAAACAAGCUGAUACACUAGAACUUGAGAUGAGGGGGCAGAGUGCAUCUGAUCUGUGGCACAGUUCUAGGAAACUUAGAAUCACAGCCAGUUCAGCAAAGAAGGUGCCUGUACGUGCAGGCACAAAUAGUGAACGUUUUUGUGUGAGCACUUUUACCCCAGCUUUCGUGGUAACUAUGCCACUAAUUAUAGGAAAGAAAAAGAAGAAACAGCUUGCAGCCAAUUAAAAGAACAGGGAAUGAACAUUACACACACAGGCACAGUUGUAUGUGGGGCAGAGCCAUGGUUAUCAGCAAGUCCGGAUGGAAUCAUCAACUCCUGUGAGUUCUUAGAGAUUAAAUGCCCCGUCCCAAAUAAAAAUCACCAGACACUCAGUGAACUGUUAUCUCAGAGAUUCAGUGAUUUUAAGGUAGUGGAUGGAAAACUUGAGGUUCAGAAAACUGGUAGCCUGGGCUAUUACAUGCAAGUCCAACUAGGAA